Messenger RNA from Recurvomyces mirabilis, 1701 nucleotides. RefSeq lists its product as uncharacterized. Gene Ontology annotation, biological process: DNA-templated transcription. The transcript is spliced from 4 exons. The record is from RefSeq and is a predicted model, not a curated record. Lineage: Eukaryota; Fungi; Ascomycota; Dothideomycetes; Mycosphaerellales; Teratosphaeriaceae. The coding region runs from base 1 to 1701 and encodes 566 amino acids. Gene Ontology annotation, molecular function: zinc ion binding; DNA binding.
AUGUUGUCGCAGAUGCAGACCCAGGCUCGUGUCCAUUCCGCCAUCGACGAGCAGCAGCACUCGACCUCAUCUGGCGAACCUGCUGUCCUGGAGAACAACCAGGUCGCUCCACAGUCCCGAUCACAGUACCUCGGAAGCGCCUUUUGGACGUCAUUGAAAGGCGCCCUGGAUGAAAUCGAACUUGAGCUCCACACCGAUGUAACGGAUGCAGACACAGACCUGGCCGAUGAGGUGCACACCCCAACAGACACUAGCAGCUCGUCUGGCCCACCAUUGAUCGAUCCGAUCGUAGGAGGUCUGGUGCCUUCUGUGCUACUUCUGCACCCUCCGACACUGCUGGUCUACGAGUUCUGCUCGAUUUACUUCCGCAACGUUGAUCCGGUGUUCAAGGUACUGCAUGGUCCCUCAGUGUGUGGCCAUAUGCAGCAAGGGUUACCUUACCUUGAUUAUGAAGACGGCAGCAAUUCAGUAGUUGCGCUCAAGUUUGUAUUAUACUUCGCUGCUGUUGCGACCAUCAGCGAUGUACAGUGUAGAGCGCUUUUAGGAGUCUCGUCUGUGGAGGCGGUCGCUCAAUAUCGCUCGAUGGCUGAGGCAGCACUAGCACGCGCUGAUUAUCUGGUUUCGAAUGACUUCUUGACAUUACAAUGCCUUGUGAUCUACCUGGCCAUGUGCAGACAUACCGACAUCACACGACGUACCUGGACUCUGGUCUCUGUAGCUGUACGCUCUGCGCUCGCUCUCGAGAUACAUACGGAGAAGACGACCCGCAACGUGUUCGCCACCGAACAGCACCGUCGACUAUGGCACGCGUUAUGCGUACUGGAUCUGAACUUAGCUGUGGAUCUGGCCUCUGAUGCCCUGAUCCUCCCGGGUACCUAUGACACUCCAAGGCCAUCUAAUAUCAAUGACAGCGACAUUUCACCUUACACAAUCGAACCUGUCUCUCCACGUACAGGUUGGACUGAUUCAACUUGCUCGCUGAUGUUCCAGCACAUUGCAGACGGAGCUCGGAUCGGGCACGCUUCAAUAACUGAGUCUUGGAAACAACGACGAGACUACAUCGUUGAGCUCCGCAAGACUAUCGAAGAUGAGUACAUUUCUUAUUGCGAUCCGACCGUCCCGCUGCACGCGUUCACAAUCGCGCUGGGCCGCAGUACUGGAGCAGCACUUCUUCUACAUUCGAUCCGCCCUACCAAAGCUUCUUCGUGCGAUGUGAAAGUGCCUUUCGACGCUGCCUAUCUAUUGCCAUUUGCGAUAGAUGCGUUAUCGAACGCCCAGGCUAUCGUGAACGACCCAACCAUGGCAGGAUGGAGCUGGGCGCCGUGGAUACAUUGGCACAGUAUAGCAGUAGCGUUCGCAGCCCUCGCGCUGAUACCCGAAGGUGAGCUGGCUGAUCGUGGAUGGUCUGUGACUGAAGUGGCCUUCUUCCAGUUUUCUGCGGCCGCUCUCGGACAUCGAGCCCAGCUGCGACGGCCACUGGAGAGGCUUGCGGUAAGAGCCAGACGAGCCAAGGGCGCAUCAAGCCUCGGUCACGUUUACGAUACCUCGAACAAUCCUAUGUUCCAAAGCUACCCACUCGCAACAGCCAGUCAGCCAAAAGAUUUGCCACUGCUGAGUGAGAUCGAGCUACCUAGCUCUGAGGAGUGGGAUAUGUUCCUUCAAGACUAUACGGCCUCCUUGGAUGUUGGCUCUCAGCCGUGA